Gossypium raimondii (Peruvian cotton) is the source of this 1587-nucleotide messenger RNA. RefSeq lists its product as uncharacterized. The record is from RefSeq and is a predicted model, not a curated record. Gene Ontology annotation, molecular function: antiporter activity; UDP-xylose transmembrane transporter activity. The transcript is spliced from 7 exons. The coding region runs from base 248 to 1423 and encodes 391 amino acids. Gene Ontology annotation, cellular component: Golgi apparatus. NCBI's taxonomy places the organism in Eukaryota, Viridiplantae, Streptophyta, Magnoliopsida, Malvales, Malvaceae.
AAUUUCAAACUUUUGUUUUGUUUGUUGUUUUGGGUGUAAAUUUAAAAUCUUUCAUUUUAUCUUUUUCUUUGGGUUUUUUUUUUCAUUUGGUGAUUUAUUGCAAAGACCCCAUUUUUGAAAAAUUUGUAACUUUAUCUGAAAUUUUGAGAAAUGGGGUUUUUAAAUAUUUCAGUCAUUGCUGUUGUUGUUAUUGGUUCAUUUUGAUAAUAUUGUUGUUUGUAGAGAGAAGAAGGAUCCUAAAAGAUAGAUGCAGAUUUCAAGUGUUGGUGGAAUGGGGUUGCUUGAUUCUCUUUUAGGUGCUGAUGGAAGAAAAUCCUUCAAAAGGAAAGACAGUGAUGCAGGUGAAGCAGGUAAAGCAUUGGAGGAGUUGAGGGGUUCCCUAUACAAUGAGCUUAGAACAUCAGAAGGAGCCAAGCGGCAACAACAACGAUUUUGCGGACCGGUGGUGGCGAUGACGUUCAAUUUCUUCGUGGCCGUCGGGAUUAUUCUAACCAACAAACUAGUGAUGGGGAGAGUUGGAUUCAAUUUCCCAAUCUUCUUAACCUUACUACAUUACGCCGUAUCAUGGCUUUUACUAGCAAUUUUCAAGACUCUUUCAUGGCUUCCGGUUUCCCCUCCGGCGAAAACGACUCCUUCCUCAUCUAUUUUUUUGUUGGGAGCUAUAAUGGCUUUCGCGUCCGGUCUUGCUAAUACCAGCUUAAAGUAUAACAGUGUUGGUUUCUACCAAAUGGCUAAGAUCGCGGUCACUCCGACCAUCGUUCUUGCGGAAUUCGUUCUCUUCCGGAAAACCAUAUCAUUCAAAAAGGUAUUGGCUCUAGGGGCUGUUUCCGCCGGUGUCGCGGUGGCCACGGUAACAGAUUUACAGUUCAACGCCUUCGGAGCAUGUAUCGCCCUUGCAUGGAUAGUCCCAAGUGCCAUAAACAAGAUUUUGUGGUCUAGUUUACAGCAACAAGCGAAUUGGACAGCACUUGCGUUGAUGUGGAAGACAACCCCAAUUACAAUCUUCUUCUUGUUAGCAUUAAUGCCAUGGUUGGAUCCACCUGGAGUUUUGUUGUUCAAAUGGGAUAUAAACAACUCUUGUGCAAUUCUCAGUUCAGCUUUGCUUGGUUUUCUUUUACAAUGGUCUGGUGCACUGGCUUUAGGGGCAACUUCUGCAACAUCACAUGUUGUUUUAGGACAAUUCAAAACUUGUGUCAUACUUGUUGGAGGAUACAUUCUUCUGGAUUCCGAUCCGGGGCUGGUGAGUCUUUCCGGUGCCGUCUUUGCACUCGCCGGCAUGUCGGUUUACACGUCACUGAACUUGAAAGAAUCAAAAGACGGCUCAAAUAAGCAGAUUCCAGUACAAACUCCUGUAUCCAAAACAAAAACCAGUGAAAACGGCAGUGAAGACUCGACGGUAAUAAAGACUACAAACGAUGUGUAAAAAAGAAAAAUACAGAAACAAAAAAAAGAGAUUGUAUAGACAAUGAAAACAAAGAGCUAAAGAGCAUUUGGAAAAAAAAUUCCGGGUUUGUUUAAACAGUACAGUGUAAUUACUCGGGUAGUAAUUACACUAUUUUGUAAUUACAAAAAAAUUUUAAUUUUUUA